Tilletiopsis washingtonensis is the source of this 12228-nucleotide messenger RNA. RefSeq lists its product as hypothetical. Bases 106 to 12015 code for a protein of 3969 amino acids. Gene Ontology annotation, cellular component: NuA4 histone acetyltransferase complex; SAGA complex; nucleus. The record is from RefSeq and is a predicted model, not a curated record. Gene Ontology annotation, molecular function: protein binding; transcription coregulator activity. Lineage: Eukaryota; Fungi; Basidiomycota; Exobasidiomycetes; Entylomatales. The transcript is spliced from 8 exons. Gene Ontology annotation, biological process: DNA repair; regulation of DNA-templated transcription.
AUCUGCAGCUCUCUCGACCUUGGCGGCAUUCAAAUCUCGCUGGUCGUGCUGCGAGCCUGAUUCCUGCGGAAGCUCGCGUUCUGAGGCCGUCGCGAGGGCACCGCCAUGUCUUCGUCUGAGGCGGCGCCGUCGGCCUCGGCCGGGCCAUCCAAUGCUGCAUCCGGGGCAGCAGGCGCCGGGAGGGCACAGGCGCCCGAGCCGAAGCAGCUUGUGACACGUUUGCUCGAUGACAAGCUGGACUUGCGGGCGAAGCUCGUCGUUGCCGGCGAGAUCAAGGACAUGUCCGAGGCGUACCAGGGACAGGAUCUGGCGGCAUUCAUCAAUGUCUUCGUGCCCGUGGCUCUCGCCGUGCUCGGCAAGAUGCCGUGCUCGCUGCACACAGAGGCACCAGAGCAGCGGAUACGCAACUGCCUGUUGAGCACGCUGCAUCGGCUACAGCCGCUCGAAGUGGCGCGGCAGCAUGCCAAGGAGCUGCAGCGUGCCAUGAUCGCCCUCAUCCGCGAGGACAACGAGGAGAACGCGAUCAUCGCGCUCAAGGUCAUCAUCGACCUCGUCCGCGCCUUCAAGGGCGAGCUCGAGAGCGAGGUCGGCGGCUUCCUGUCUCUGAUGGGCGACUUGUACAAGGGCAUGGAGGCGACGGUGCAGCGCAGCUUCGAGAGCGAGGCGGCGCAGCUCAACGCCAUGGGCGCUGCGAGUGGAGCGGCGAAGGCCGAUGCCUCUGCCGACUCACCAGCCGGCGCGCCGUCGCCUGCCGCCGAGUCACAAGCUGCCAGCAUGACCGGCAGCGACCUGGGCCUCACGACGGGCGCCCAGCCCGCGCCGAAGGUCCUCGUGAAGGGCACGUCGAGCUUCAAGCUGCUGCAGGAGUGCCCGAUCGCCAUUGUGCUCGUCGUGCAGACCUUCCGCUCGACGGUGCAGGCGUCUGUCCGCGUGCUAGUGCCGCUGAUGAUCGAAGGCUGCCUGCGGCUACAGGCCGCGCCGCAGCGGGAUGCACGCACGGCAGCCGUGGCGAAGGGCUCGCUGUUCAUCGGCGUCGCGCCGGGCAUCAAGAACCACGCGCUCUACGGCGACCUCAUCGGCACGCAGGUCAAGAUGAUGAGCUUCCUCGCGUACGUCAUCAAGCCGUACGCCGACCUCACGCGUCCAUACUACGAGGAGCUGCCCGGCAUCUCGGUGCGCCUGCUGCAGGACUGCCCGCCGGACGCGAGCGCCACGCGCAAGGAGCUGCUGGUGGCCAUCCGGCAUCUGCUGUCGACCGAGAUGCGCAGCUUCUUCAUCUCGCAGGUCGACACGCUCCUCGACGACCGCGUCAUGACGGGCACGGGCGUCACGUCGCGCGAGAGCCUGCGGCCACUGGCCGUCAGCAUGCUGGCAGACCUGCUGCACCACAUCCGGCCGCAGCUCUCGUUUGCGCAGAUCUGCCGUGUCGUGCAGCUGCACGUGCAGAUCCUGCACCACCCGACGCUGGCACCGAGCAUCCAGACGAUGUGCAUCAAGCUGCUGCUCAACAUCACCGACCAGAGCGUCAUGCGCGGGCCCGAGGAUCCGGGGCCGGUGCUGCAGUCUGUCAUCGAUGCGCUCGUGGAGAAGCUGGGGGCACUGCCACAGCUCAAGGAGGGCAUCGAGGCUGUGCGCAAGGCCAAGGCCGAGGCCACAGAGGCGGGCACGCCCGGCGGCGCUGACGCCGUGCUGACGCCUCUCGCCAUCGAGCGGGCGAGAACGGUGCCUGCCAGCGCCAUGCUGCCGGACCUCGCUGUGCACGAGUCGUUCAAGGACGUGCGGUAUCUGCUGCGCAACAUCCUGAACGGCCUCAAGGCGCUGCUCACGAUGCUGCGCCGCCGCAAAGUGCCCGAGCCGAGCGGCGAGAUCAUGGGCCGCGUGUUCGUCGACGGCAUGCGCUGCUGGACCUGCUACGAGCAGGCCGAGGGCCCGCCAGACAAGGACCUGAUGGAGAACUUUGCGAGCAUGUUCAUCGAGCUCGAGCCGCAGACGUUCCACGAGGUUUUCACGACGCAUAUGCCCUUCCUCUUCGACCUGAUGCUCACGAACCCGGUGCUGCUCGGCAUUCCGCAGACGCUGCUCUCCAACGAAGGCGUGUCGCGACGCUACGUCGGCAUCAUGCUGCGCUUCCUUGUCGACCGGCUCGACGAGCUCGGCGAUGCCGACAAGAAGCAUGCGUCCGUCACGCUGCGGCUGUUCAAGAUGAGCUUCAUGGCGGUCACCAUCUUCCCCGAGGAGAACGAGGCGGUGCUGCAGCCGCAUCUCAGCCACCUCAUCAUGCAGUCGAUGAAGCUGGCCAGCAAGGCCAGCGAGCCGGCCAACUACUUCCUGCUGCUGCGCGCGCUCUUCCGCAGCAUUGGCGGCGGCCGCUUCGAGCUGCUGUACAAGGAUGUGCUGCCGCUGCUGCCCGUGCUGCUCGAAAACCUCAACAACCUGCUCAACGCUGCCGAGCCGUCACGUCGCGAGCUUUUCGUCGACCUCUGCCUCACAGUGCCCGUGCGGCUAAGCGUGCUGCUGCCGUAUCUGGGCUACCUCAUGCGGCCGCUGGUUCUUGCGCUGCAGUCGUCGACCGAGCUCGUCAGCCAGGGCCUGCGCACGCUCGAGCUGUGCAUCGACAAUCUCACGCAGGAGUUCCUCGACCCGAUCAUGGCGCCGUACGCGACCGACAUCAUGACGGCGCUGCUGAAGCACCUGCAGCCGCUGCCGCACAACCACCAGCACUCGCACACGACGAUGCGCAUCCUCGGCAAGAUGGGCGGCCGGAACCGGCGCCUGCUCCAGCAGCCGCCCAAGCUCACGUACCACGACCACCCGCAGGCGACGUUCACCGUGCACUUCGAGGGCAAGGCGCAGAGCCUCGUCCUCGCGCCGGUCAUCGACCUUGCCCUGUCUGGCAUCCGGCGAGGCGAUCUGUUCCGCCGCAAGCACUCGUUCGAGCUGCUGCGACAUGCGGCCGCGCUGUUCCUCGACGGCACGCUCGGCAAUGCCGGUGGCGAGCGUGAGCAGGCGUUCGAGCGAGUUGUUAAGGGCCUCUUCGACGCCACGCACUCGGAGGAAGGCGGCGCUGGCCUCGAAGGCGCCACGGCGUACCUCCUUGGCCUGUCACGCCACAUCUUCACCCUGGAGACGCGGCGCGAAGUCGGCACCACGCGGCAGCCGGGUCCGCUGAUGACGUACUUCAUGCAGGGCAUUGCCUACGCCCUUGCGGCCAACGACAACGAAGCAGCGGACGCGGCAGCCAUCGUCGAGCUCGAGCUGCGCAUUAUCGGCGAGGCUCGCGAGGUCUGCGUCGAGGCGUCGCGGCCCGAGCAGUGGAUCACGCUCAUGCACAGCCUGGCGUCGAAGCACUGCACGCUGUGCUACGACCAGCUGUGGCAGCGCAAAACUGGCGGCUGGCUGGCCAUCGACAUGAUGGUCCGGCGCGCCAACCUCGGCGUGCCGUGGCUGCGCGAGCACCAGCUCGAGAUCAUGCGUGCGCUGCUGUACAUGCUCAAGGACAUGCCCACCGACCCGCCGGGCAACGUCGAGGCCGUCAGCGACACGAUCCUCUUCGUGCUGCGCACCGUGCACACCGCGACGCCAGCGCCCGCGGCCGAGAGCACGCCCUCUGCAAACGGCGCCGCGUCUGAGGCAGCUGCAAAGCCGAGCGAGACAGAGAACAAGGCCGAUUCCUCUGCGUCUGCGCCGGCAGCUGUGCCGAAGCCGAGCGAGCCACCGAGCUCAGCCGCGACGCCGGCGCCUGGGCGGCCUGAUGGAAAGACGGACGAGGAGCAGAUGCAGGAGCGCCAGUUCAACUACCUCGUCGGCGUGCUGGUGCUGGAGCUCUCCAGCUCCAACGCCAAGGUGCGCUCCGUGGCGCGCGCCUCCUUCGAGCUGCUCGCCGAGCUGCGUGGCACGAGCGUCACGACGAUCCUCACGCCGAUCAAGGAUCGUCUGCUGCAGCCGAUCUUCAGCAAGCCGCUGCGCGCACUGCCGUUUGGCAUGCAGAUCGGCCACAUCGACGCUGUGACGUUCUGCCUGCAGCUCACGCCGCCGCUGCCGGAGCCAAACGAAGAGCUCUUCCGUGUGCUGACCGAGGCGCUGGCACUCGCUGAUGCCGACGACCUGGCUCUCAUUGGCCGCACGUCGCAGUACAAGAACAUGCUGGCCGUCACCAACCUGCGCGUCGUUGCCCUGCGCCUGCUGGCCUCGGCGAUGGCGUGCCAGGACUUCCUCGGCGCCAAGCACGCACAGCUGCGCAUCCGCAUCAUCGCAGUCUACUUCAAGAGCCUCUACUCGCGCUCGCAGGAGGUUGUGGACGAGGCGUACAAGAGUCUCAAGGAGACGCUUGCAUCGCAGCCGAAGCUGCCAAAGGACGUGCUGCAGAGCGGUCUGCGGCCGAUCCUCAUGACGCUGGCGGAUGCCGGGCGGUUGACCGUGGCGGGCCUGGACGGGCUGGCCCGCCUGCUCGAGCUCCUCACAUCAUACUUCAAGGUCGAGAUCGGUAGCAAGCUCCUGUCCCACAUGGAGGCGAUUGCGGACCGCGAAGUGCUCGAACGCGCCGGCGAGGGAGCCCUGCAGGGACCGUCGUACGCGGACGCGCACCACCUGCUGCAGCCACGGCCGGCGCGCAGCAGCGAUGCCAUCGAGACCCUGGCGGCCGUUGUGCGCGUGUUCCACCUGCUGCCGCCGACGGCGAGCAUGUUCAUGCCGCAGCUCGUCAAGCAGGUGUGCGACAUCGAGACGGUCCUGCGCCGCUCCGGCCCGACGCCGUUCACCAAGCCGCUCGCGCAGUACUUUGACAAGUACCCGCGCGAGGCGGUCGAGCUCUUCUUCGGCCGUCUCGAGGACGCGCGCUACGUGCGCUGCUUCAAGCUGACGCUGGCCUGCGACGACGCGCCGCGCCUGCGCAAGCAGGUCGAGGAGGACAAGAGCACGCGCCUGCUGCCCUUGCUGACGGGUGACGUGGACCCUCGCAAGACGCUCGCAGCGCUGCAGGUCGUCCGCGAGCUGGAGGCUCGGCAGCCCGGCUGGAUCGUGGACAACGUCGACAUCAUCGACGCGCUUCUGGUCUACUGGCGGUCGCCUGGCUUCGUGCAGCGAAGGGCGAGCGAGAAGGGCACGCGAGAGCAGCGUGUCUCCGUGCAGAUCGUUGAGGUCUUCACCGCGUACCUGUCGCGCCGGCACCACACGGACAUCUACUUUGCCUUCGCGGACCUGGCCUCGUUCCCCGGUCCGCUGGACCUGACAGGCACGGUGCGCUUCGUCUACCAGCGCCUCGCCAUCGACGGCGCACUCGCCGAUCGCCGUGCAGUGCUGAUGCGCUGCAUCGACGUCUUCGAGCGCAAAGACGUGACGCAAGCCUACAAGGCCGAGUGCUUCCGCCUGCUGGCCAACCCGAUCCUGAUCGCCGCUCCCCGGCCUGUCGCUCCCGCGGAGGCAGAAAGCAAGGCCAGUGCCAGCGCCAGCGCCAGCGACGCGAAAGGCGCGGCCGCCAAGGCCGACGAGCCAGCACAGGCAAAGGACGGCGAGGCCGCCGCUGCCACACCUGCCGAGCCGCUCUUCCACGUCGACCUGCUCAACACCGUGGUGCAGCGCGUCUGGCGUGUGUUCCAGACGAAAGUCGGCGCACAGGUCUGCUCCGAGGACGUGCUUCGCCUCGAGGUCAUCCAGUUCUCCACCAUGGUGCUGGAGCACUGCGAGCAGCUCAUGUCGUCGGUGCAAGGCGCAGCCCGCAAGGACGCGAUCAAGUUCGGCUGGGCGAACCUCGCGACCGAAGACAUCACCGUCAAGACGACGUCGUACAUCUUCAUUGCGCGCUUCCUCGCCUCGUUCGACGCGCCCUUCAAGAUCGUCGCCAAGGUCUUCAUGGGCCUGCUCCGCCUGCACCAGUCGGAGAGUCGCGGCCUUGUCCGCAAGGCUCUGGACAUUCUCGUUCCUGCGCUGCCAAAGCGCGUCCCGGCCGCCGAGCCUGGACAGCCUUCGCAGUGGGCGAAAUGGACGAAGCGGCAGCUCACCGAGGAGGGCCAGAACGUCGCGCAGAUUGGUCUGAUCUUCGGCCUGCUUGUCCGCCACGCCGAUCUGUUCUACGCCGACCGCGAGCUGUUCAUGGGCCACAUCGCGAGCAACCUUAGCAAGCUCGGCCUGUCGAGCUCAUCGAGCGUCGAGUCGCGCAGCCUCUGCGUCGAGCUCGUGGACGUCGUUGCGCGAUGGGAGCGUCGCCGUGCCGAAGCCGUUGCGCAGACGGAGAGCAAGACGGAAGGCGCAGACACUGCAGGCGACGCUGCAGCGACCACAACGCGCAAGCGCAGCGGCACUGCCUCAGGCUCGCUGGCCGAGGCAGCGGAGCCGCAGAAGCGUGCGCGCAUCGACGAUGCAGGCUCGGCUGUCGUGCGCUCGACAUCGCCGGUCAGCGCUCUGCCGUCUCGCAGCGAUGCAGCCGAGCAUCAGUACACGCCGCCUCCGCCGGUGCGCGAUGCGUUGCUCGGCUUUCUGCUCCGCUUCGUCAGCCUCUCUGCGGAGCCGAUCUCGCUGCGCGGCACCACGGCGAAGGCCUUCAACACGCUGCGCGAUCUUCUCGCAGCGCCCGGCUGGUCGAACGUGCCCAUCCGCCUCGCGGUCUUCCAGAAGCCUCUCACCUCGUUGGAAGUGCAGGACAGCACGCUUGUCGUGCUCACCAACUCUCUGCAGGCUCUGCGGGCCGUGAUCAAGGAUAAGUCCGAGGCAUGGCUGCUGCUGCACGUGGCUCAGCUCCAUCGCCUCCUCGAGAGAUGUGCCUCUGCUGAGCAGCCAGUCAUCCUGGAGAACUGCCGCGACACGCUCGAGCGCAUCUUCGCUGUGCUUCCUGAGCCCGCGCCGGGAGAGGAGGACGCCGAAGGCGACGAUGAGGACGAUGCCAUGGCGGAUGCCGCGCCUGCGCCCGCUGCUCCCAAGCAGGAGGCCGAGCCGCAGCAGCCGGAAGAGUCGGCAGCUGCGUUCCGCACGUUCGCCGACCGCAUCAUCACCGAGGGACUGCGCAGCAACGGCGCGGGCCUCUACGGCGCGUUCGUCAUGCUGGCCUCCUGGGCGAAGGCACGACCCGAGAAGAUCGACACGCAUCUCGGCGCGCUGACCAAGGCGCUGACGAAGCUGACGAAGGACCACCUUGGCAUGCCGGCGCAGCAGAGCGCAGCUGCGGGCGUCCAGCCGGCGCCGCCACCGCCCUCGUCGGACAACGGGCUCAAGCUGCUCAUGAUGGUGCUCGAUCUGCUCAAGACGCGCAUCUCCAACUUGGGCGAGCAGCGGCGCUGGUUCCUCUCCGCUGUGGUGCAGCUGAUCGAGAAGUCCUCGAGCCUGGACCUCUGCCGCUUCCUGCUGUCGAUGAUGCGUCGCUGGAUCCUCGACCAGGCCGAGGCUUUCCCAACCGUCAAGGAGAAGGCCGGCAUCCUGAUCAAGAUGAUGUCGUUCGAGACGCGCGACGAGAUGCUGCUGCGCGACUAUCUCGACCUGAUCCACGCGAUCUACGCCAGCCCGACGUUCUCGCGCACCGAGCUGACCGUGCGGCUCGAGAAUGCGUUCCUGCUCGGCUGCCGGCAGCGCGACCCGCUGCUGCGCCAGCGCUUCAUCGACAUCUUCGACCGCACGCUCGUGCGCUCGCUGCCGGCGCGCCUCAACUACCUCCUCGGCAACCAGAGCUGGGAGUACCUUGCCGACACCUACUGGAUCCACCAGGCGCUCGACCUGUGCCUCGGCUCCGUCGAGGGCGAGCGUCCGCUGCUCGUGGUGCGCCCGCAAGCCGGCUCGCCGGAGUUCGUCAACACGCUGCGCGGCCUCACUGCGGGCGGCGUCAUCACGCCGCUCCGUGCGCUCCUCUACACCGACGCAACAUGCACGCACCGCAUGUGGGUGAGCUUCUUCCGCGCGGCGUGGCGUGCCAUGCCGCGCAAGUCGCAGGAGGACGUCACACGCUCUCUCAUCGGCACCCUCACGCGUGAGCACAAUCUGCGGCAAGUCUCACGCCGCCCGAACGUCGUGCAGACUCUGCUCGAAGGAGCGCUGGCAUGCACUCCGCGCGUCGAGCUGCCGCCGCAGGUGGUCAAGUACCUGGGCAAGACGUUCAACGCCUGGCACACCUCGAUCGAGCUGCUGCAGGACCUGCUGGCGUGGCUGCCGCGCGAGGACGACUCGAUCCGCGAAGCGUGCCAAGACGCGCUGGCUGAGCUAUAUGCCGAGCUCAGCGAGGACGACAUGUUCUACGGCCUGUGGCGCCGCCGCUGCGUCUACGCCGAGACGAACGCAGCGAUCUCGUACGAGCAGUGCGGCAUGUGGGCGCAGGCGCAGAUCAUGUACGAGAGCGCGCAGGUCAAGGCGCGCACGGGCGUGUUGACGUUCACCGAGGCCGAGUACAGCCUGUGGGAGGACCACUGGGUCAUCUGCGCGCAGAAGCUGCAGCAGUGGGACAUCCUCACGGACCUCGCCAAGCUCGAAGGCAACAACGACCUGCUGCUCGAGUGCGCGUGGCGCCUCUCGGACUGGGUCAACGAGCGCGACAUCCUCGAGCAGGCGCUAGAGAGUCUCUCGACCACCGCAACGCCGCGGCGACGCGUCUUUGCCGCUUACAUGGCUCUGCUCAAGUCGCAGGGCGGCAUGGACAAGCCGGCAGAGUUCGGACGCAUCUGCGACGAGGCGAUCCAGCUUGCGCUGCGCAAGUGGCACUCGCUGCCGACGGCCGUGACGCAGGCCCACGUGCCGCUCCUGCAGAUCUUCCAGCAGCUCGUGGAGCUGCAGGAGGCCAGCACCAUCUUUGCCAGCCUGGCCGUGACGAACGCCACGAACCUCGACCCGCGCUCGACGGAGUUGAAGCAGCUGAUGCAGACCUGGCGCGAGCGGCUGCCGAACCGCUGGGACGACAUCAACGCGUGGAGCGACCUCGUCGCCUGGCGGCAGCAUGUGUUCAGCGCGGUGAACAAGGCCUACCUGCCGCUCGUGCCGCAGAUCCAGCAGAACGGCGCGACAAGCUCGAGCACCAACUCGUACGCCUACCGCGGCUACCACGAGACGGCGUGGAUCGUGAACCGCUUCGCCCACGUGGCGCGCAAGCACUACCUCAACGACGUCUGCAUCUCGUCGCUGACGAAGAUCUACACGCUGCCGAACAUCGAGAUCCAGGAGGCCUUCCUCAAGCUGCGCGAGCAGGCGAAGUGCCACUACCGCAACCCGGCCGAGCUGAACCAGGGCCUGGAGGUGAUCAACAACACGAACCUCAUGUUCUUCGCUGCGCCGCAGAAGGCCGAGUUCUUCACGCUCAAGGGCAUGUUCAUGGCCAAGCUGUCGCUGCUCGACGAGGCGAACCAUGCCUUCGCCACGGCCAUCCAGAUGGACCUCAAUCUCGCCAAGGCGUGGACGGAGUGGGGCCGCUACAACGACCGCCUCUUCCGCGACCAGCCGCUGCAGAUGAUCGCAGCGAGCAGUGCCGUCAGCUGCUACCUGCAGGCCGCGGGGCUGUACAAGAGCUCCAAGGUCCGCAAGGUGCUUAUCCGCGUGCUCUGGCUGCUCAGCUGCGACGACGCCGCCGGCAGCGUGGCCAUGGCGUUCGAGGGCUUCCGCGGCGAGGCGCCGAUCUGGUACUGGAUCACGUUCAUUCCGCAGCUGCUGCAGGCGCUCCAGCACCGCGAGGCAAAGUACGCACGCCGCCUGCUCAUGCAGAUUGCCAAGACAUUCCCUCAGUCGCUGUACUUCUUCCUGCGCACGACGCGCGAGGACUAUCUGGCCAUCAAGCGACAGUCGGCGAUGGCUGCACAGCGGGCCGCACAGAUGCAGGCGCGUCAGCAGCAGCAACAACAAUUGCUGCAACAGCAGCAGCAGGCUCAACAGCAGGCUCAGCAGCAGGCCCAGCAGCAAGCGUCCGGAGCCGCUGCCGCCGCCGGCGAAGCGAGCACGAAGGACGCAAACGCCACGGCCACCGCAGAGGCUCCUGCAGGCGACAAAGCCGGCACUGCAAGCGCUGGCGAUCAGGCGGCGUCCGAGGCGAACGGCAGCCAGGCGCCUGCCAGCACCUCGACGCCGUCUGCUUCAGCUGCCGGCGCGAGUCCGGCGGCUGGCAAUGGCUCUGCAGCGCGGCCGUCGGAUGCUCCUGGAGCUUCUGCGACGCCAAGCAAGGCCGGAGCGCCCUCGACGAAUGGCACAGCCGCAUCCACAGCGGCCUCGGCCACGCCCGCAGCUGCGCCAACUCCGUCCGACGCACGCACGACUGCAGCGCCCUCGCCCGCCCAGAGCGGCACGCCGGCGUCUCAGCCUGCGCCCUCCGCCUCGAGCGCACAGCCGGGCGCACAGCCGGGCAACGGACUGUCCAGCCAAGGCUCACAGCCCGGCAUGCCACCUGGCGCCAUGCCAGGCCAGCAGCCGGGCGUGCCUGGUCAGCCUGGCCAGCCCGGCGGACCGCCGAACGUGCGGCAGCCGUGGGAGUACGUCGACGAGAUCCUCAACAUCCUCAAGACGGCCUUCCCGCUGCUCGCGCUCACGAUGGAGAAUACGGCCGAGCAGAUCGGGCAGCGCUUCAAGCCGGGCACCGACGAAGACAUGUACCGCCUCAUCGGCGCGCUGCUCAACGACGCGCUGCAGCAGUACGUCGCCCGCGCCAGCAUUCCCAACGACCCGGGCCAGCUGCCGCAGAUGUCGAUGGCUAACGUCAUGCGCUUUGCCGAGAGUCUUCCCAUUGGACCGCUGAAGAACGACUUUGAGGAGGACUUUGUCAAGUCGAAGCCGAGCCUGCGCGAGUACGUGCACCGCCUGCAGCGCUGGCGCGACAACUACGAGGUGCGCCUCGACGUGCGCCCGACGCUGCAGCACCUCGAGCACUGCUCGCACUACCUUGUCGAGUUCCAGCAUCAGCGCUUCGACGACGUCGAGCUGCCCGGCCAGUACCUGCGCCUGGAGGACAACAACUCGGACUUUGUCAAGAUUGCGCGCUUCUCGCCGACGUUCGAGCUCACGCGCUCCAACGGCAUGUGCACGCGGCGCCUGUCGAUCCUCAGCAACAAGGGCAGCGUGCACAGCUUCGCCGUGCAGCUGCCCUCGGCGCGCUACUGCCGCCGCGAGGAGCGCAUCAUCCAGCUGCUGCGCCUGCUCAACCGUGUGCUGGAGCGGCGCAAGGAGACGCGCAAGCGCGGCCUCGUCUUUACGACGCCGGCCGCCGUGCCGCUCUCGCCGCAGCUGCGCCUCGUCGAGUCCGACGCGAGCUUCGUCAGCCUGCAGGACGUGUACGAGCGGCACUGCGAGGCCAUCGGCUUUGGCAAGGAGGACCCGAUUAUCGCGUGGGUCGAGAAGAUGCGCUCCGUUGCCGACGCCAGCCGCGACCUCGUCAACCUGUCGAACCUGCGCAUGGACCUGCUCGACGAGAUCUCGACGAAGAUGGUGCCCGACACGGUGCUCACGCGCUACAUGACGCGCAGCAUGGACUCGCCGUCGGACCUGUGGCUGAUGCGCAAGCAGUUCACGCUGCAGAUGGCGUCGACGAUGUUCCUCACGUACGCCUUCUUCAUCUCGGCGCGCGGCCCGGGCCGCAUCCACAUGAGCCGCUCGAGCGGCAUCGUGGCCAUGUCCGACGUCGUGCCCACCUUCUCGCCGACGCAGCCGCAGUUCAAGUCCAACGACCCGACGCCGUUCCGCCUCACGCCGAACCUGCAGCACUUUAUCGGGCCCACGGCCAUCGAGGGCGUCGUGACGGCGUCGCUGAUGGCCAUCGGCCGCUGCCUCUCGGAGCCCGAGCGCGACCUCGAGGAGUACCUGUCGAUCUUUGUGCGCGACGAGCUCAACUUCUGGCUGGCCUCGUCGCAGCGGCACCCGCCGGGCGUCGUGCCCGAGGCGCCGCGCGACAUCAUCUACCCGAACAUCCUCGAGAUGGUCAAGCGCGCGCGGCUGCUGUCGUGCGAGCACGAGGCGAGCAAGCCGCAGCCCUCGACCGUGCCCGUGUCGCAGACGGUGCUCGACCUCAUCAACUCCGCCACCAACAGCGGCAAGCUGGCGCUGCAGGAGCCGACGUGGCACCCCUGGAUGUGAAGCGCGCCAUCGCUCCCUGUACUUGUACGCGACUCAAAUGCAUAUCUCUCCGUCUCCAUGAUGGCCUGCUGCGAGGCGAUGGUUGGACGGUGGACCGUGCAGGCCCGUGGGCCAUCCAGGCGCCUCGUCGUCGUCGCGCUGCGUGCGCCAAGACGCUGCUGAUGCGCGCAAGGCAGCCGCUCGGCCGUUGGGCGAGUAGAUCUUCGCUCGUGU